GGGACCCUUCAGUCCGCAAGCCAACGCUCUAUCCACUGAGCACCCAUUCUGUUCCUGCUCUCAGCUCUCCAGCUCCAGCAGCCUCCAGGAGCCUUGGCUCACAGGGGCAUCACUGAGCUGUCGGCUUCACGUGGCAUCCUCCCUGUGCCCUCGCCAUCUGCCCAUUUCCCUUUUAUCAGAACACAGGUCAUCACACUGGGGCCGCCCUGAUGACCUCAUCUUGAAUACACUCACAAAGACCCCAUAUCCAAAUAAGACCACAGCCACGGGUGCUGGGGUUGGUACUCCAACAUGUUUUGGGGACAAAUGCUUCAACUCCUAAUGAAGUCUGUCAGUUCAUUGUCAGCACACACUGAGUAGGGAAAGUGGGGAAGAACUGGGCGUGAGCUCCAGCUUGGUGCCCUGACCCAGCCCGGGGACAGAGCCGCUGGGCUCUGCUGAACGUGGUGGCCAGCAUGUCGGAUCCUGCAGUCAGUGGCUUCUAGAGAGCCUGCCCUAGGCCUGGCCGAGUGUUGACAGGAUCCCCAGGCUCUGGAGGUGCAUUCUGGGGUCCUCGACAUGCUCUGGCUGGCAGGGCUGAGCUCCUUGGCUGGAAGCUGCUGGGGAGGUUAGAGCCAGCCAAGACGCCUCUCCAGCAACCCUCGAGGACAGGACAGGCCUUGCUGCUCUCUGUGUCCUGGUGGCUGGGUGAGCGAGAGAAGCACAGCACACUGACUGAGUGAACUCGAGACCAUGUGUGCCGAGGUUCAGACACUUCACUGAGGGAGGAUCAGCAAAUGGGAUUGUCCUGUCCAGUCCAUCACUAUGAGAGAGAGCCACCCAACACAUGGCCUGUGAGUCUUUAUGAUAACCUGCUGGGGAAGAUUGCAGAGAGGAUUCAGUGGGGUGAGGAGCUGGGAACUGAGCUGUGGACCCAACAGACCCCUCCAUUCAAGGCCAGGGCUCAUCUGCUGAUGCCCGACCUCUGUAUCACAUGAGAACAGUUCCUGCAAUCUCACACAUGUACACACGUAUACAAAAUAUUGUAUGUGUGCCUGUACAGGAGGCAGGUCUGCAUACGUGCACAUACCAGCAUGCACACAUACUGACACAUGUGCACACAGCGUGUUCCUGUCCAGUCACCACUCAGUUCUCACCUUUCCUGCCCCAGCCCCCAGGACCCUCUUCAUCAUCCAACAUCACAAGCCCUACGGUGUCUAGGCCUCCAUUGCCUGCCUUCUGAGCAGUGUGUGGAGGGACAAUGUUCCCUCUCAUACCCAGUAUCAUAUGGGAUAUGUCCACGGAACCUCUAUUUAAGAACCAGUAUCACCUCUAACAAUCAUGUCCCAAUGGAAUGAGCAGCUGUAAGCAGUAGUGAGUUUCCCUUCACUGGGGGUGACCAAGCACACACUGGCCACCUCUCUGACCGGCUGUUGGGAGCUGGAGCAUUGGGCCCAAGUUUCCAUGUGUCCAUCACGUUGGGUAGCCGUGAGGUUGCCUCAAGUCAGGAUUUCCCCUCCAUGCCCACCCUCCCUCCAUAAAAGCUCCACACACUGAUACUGGGGGCCACGGUCACAGUGGCUGGUGCCCCCAGUGCAAGGGCCAUCUGCUCAGGGCCUGGGACAGAUGAGCCCCAGCUUCAAGACCUGGUUCUGAGCACUAUUCCAAGAGUCCUGGUGCCAGGCUCACCCCUGGCCUGGACCUUCACACAUGUGUCUGCAGUAGAGAGCACAAACGGGCUCACACCCCUAACCCUCAGGGACAUGCUAGCAUGUCUGGGGCCAUGCUAUUUGGGGACUCGAUGCUUUCUGUCUAGUCCGACAAGCAUUAUUGAACCUUCACUGUGGACCUGAGCAAAUGCGGGUGAUGCAAAGCAACAAGGGCUGGCUCCCACCUGGCUCAGGGGGGGUGGGGUUCCUACACUGACAGCAACGGGAGGGGCAGCAGCCUGGCUCUUGGAAGCUGGCAUCCCCAGGUGCCCAUGGGAGACUGCUGUGGUUUUCGAAGGAAAGGUGACCUCGGUUCCCUGCCAGUCCUGCUCUGGGUAAGAGAGGGGGUGGUUAGAAGUGUAUUUCCCACUGUAGGGCGAGAUGUGAGGCUUCCCUGCCAAGCACAGAAGCCCUCUGAGGACAGAAGGACACAGAGCAGACCAGAUGGGGACGCCCCUCCCUGGGCUGCGCGGGUAGGGAAGGCAAAUGCUGAGGUUUUCUUCUGUUGGUACCACUUGGGUCCCCACAGCCAAAAGUCAGUCUGUGCCAACAAAGGAGGGCAGUUCUGAGAUGUUAGUAGGGAUUGGAGACUUCCCUCCAGGCCCUUUGUUAUGGCGGCCCCGGGAAGGAGUCAACGGCCCUUAACCCAAAGGUGCUCCGAGGACCCUCGGGUCCCUGGUGCAUUUCCAAGAUGAGAUCAGCAGAUUCUCCACAGGAGUGCCCCAGCUUCCCUAAAUAACAGAGCGUCUCCCUGGGAUUAAGGAGGUCAUCUUGGCCAGUGGCCACACAAUGGGUGGCUGAGUGAGGAAGGACAGUAUGGGCAAAAGGCUGGCCCAGGUAUCUGCUAGUUUAUCUACGUCUGGGAGAGGGAGAGAGAAGGAAGAGAGGGUAUAAAUAGAAACCUUUCGAGGCCCAGGAACAGGUGAAUAAGCAGAAGGCAGUCACGUGUCCUCAGAAAGCCACAUGUGUGGCAGCGUGGUGCCAGGCCAUGGCCCACAGGAGAGACUCGCGCCUUCUCCUGUCUGUGCAGGACCUGCCCUUCCACGCGCCCUCCUGGGGUACACGCGCCUCCAGUAAGGCUGAAAGGGUGGGUCUUGUUCCCAAUUUAACCACUUCCCAGACUUUCAGAGCCUGUUUUCUCAUCUGCAAAACUGUGGGAAUGUGAGGCACUGUGUGACACAGCCCGCCUCCCACGGUCUCUGCAGGGGUUCUUCACAGGCUCGCUGCCAUAACUACCACGCCCUCCCCAGCCCACACUGUCCUUCCUCACUUCCUCUGGUGCAGCACCUGGGCCUUAAAAGGCUCUGCUGGGAAGGCAGGCCUGCUACAGGGUUGUGGCUCUCAGGGGUCCAGCCAGGUGCUGUGUCCACCGCCCAAAGACUGCCCCACCUGACCCCUGAACUCUUGAAAUGUCCACAUCCAAAGGGACCAGACACCCUGCUCUUUGUGGCACUGAGGAUUCCAAAGGACACGGAAGGAGGAACAUGCUGCCCAGAGGCACAGACAGGCUGCUGCAAAGUGCACAGCUUUGCCCUCUUUGAUUAAACUUCCUGUAACCACAUAUUUGGACCCCUUGGAAUUCCAGAAUUCCAGGCUGUGUCCUUUCUGGAUGCCUGGGGCCAACUCUUUGAGCACUGUCUCCAGGGGAAGGGGCCCACUGGAAAGGGAGGGGCCCGGCUCGCCCAGGCCAGCUGACCCCAUUGGUCACCACUAUAGCUGUUGGCGUUCAGCUUAUCAAUCUUACCGUUGCGGGUUUGAGCAGGAGGUGGGGUGGGUUAACGGGCUGGAGUCAGGGUUCUCCCAGGCUGGGUUCCACGCAAGGUCCCGCUCCCUGUGCAUGGAGCCGGCUGGGCUUCCACCCAGCCCUGACCUCCGCCCUUUAGUCUGCGGCUAGUGGGUGCGUCAGGCCCCAGGGGUCGACGUGACUCGCGGCGCGCGCCAGGGAGGUCCCGUGGGCAGGACACGCCGGCCACGCGCUCCUGCCCCCACGCCGCGCACCUGUCCUGGGCGUGGCCCCGAAGCCUGGUCCCGCGGUCCCGCCCCGCCCCGCCCCGGCCGCGCCACGCGCUGAUUGGCCGAGGCGGCGCGCUAUGCUAAUGAGUCUGACCCUGCCCGCACCUGCCGCGGCGCCGCGGACCCGCCUUCUGUGGAUUCGCAAGCGGGACCUGCACCCGCGAGGAACCAUGCCGCGCUCCUUCCUGGUGAAAACGCACUCCAGCCACAGGGUCCCCAACUACGGGGAGCUGGAGACUCAGAGAGAAAUCAAUGGCUCCUGUUCUGCCUGUGGGGGGCUGAUGGUGCCCCUCCUUCUCCCAGACAGGGCGGCCCCUCCCAUUUCUGCUGACCCUGCCCAGCCCUGGGACCACACCUCUGUCGUCACCUGCAUCUCCCUGCCCCUCCCAGAAGCUCGGGGGACCUCUGAGCCAGAUCCCUUGGAAGUCAGCCUGAUGGACCCUUGUGCUGGCCGGGCUCCCAGCGUACCCCUCAAAGACAGCCUGAGCCACCUCAAUCUGCCCCCACUGCUGGUUCUGCCCACACGGUGGCCCCCAAUUCUAGGCCCAGAAGGGGACCAGCCUCCAGAUAGACUGCUGGGGGCUGAGCAGGCCCCCUGUGCCCCAGGUGGCUUCCAGUGCAUCCAUUGCCACAAGCUCUACCACACACUGGCUGGGUUGGCCAGGCACCGGCAGCUGCACUGCCACCUGCAGGCUCAGCGCUGCUUCACCUGCAAGUAUUGUGACAAGGAGUACUCCAGCCUGGGGGCCCUCAAAAUGCACAUCCGCACACACACACUGCCCUGCAUUUGCGCCAUCUGUGGCAAGGCCUUCUCCAGGCCCUGGCUGCUCCAGGGCCACAUCCGGACCCACACAGGUGAGAAGCCUUAUGCCUGCUCUCACUGCAGCAGGGCCUUUGCCGACCGCUCAAAUCUCCGGGCGCACCUGCAGACACACUCUGACACCAAGAAAUACCAGUGCAAGAGCUGCGCCAAGACCUUCUCCCGCAUGUCGCUCUUGGUGAGGCAUGAGGAGUCUGGCUGCUGCCCCGGUCCCUGAGAGGCAUGGGUUUGGUGCUGUCGGAGGGACAAGACCUCACCCCAGAGACACCAUGGCUGGCGACCCUCUUGGCAGCCUCGUGCUGCCUGGUGUGCUCAGAGGAGCUAGGCAGACCGGGAGGGCAGGAGCUCAGCCUCCCACUCUCAGGCGCGUCCCCUGCCCACCACCUGCAUCUGUUCGGAACCAGAGCAGCCCAGCGGGCCGUCAGGACGAGCGAGGGCCCGUGGAGGUCUCCUGCCCCACUCUGCCCACUCAGAGGGGACGACUUUCAACAAAACAAGAACCUCUGUUUUGUUUUCCACCUGCCCUGGUUUCAGCUUCUGUUUCUCUAAGAGUGAAAGACUGCUGGGGGACUGUCGCCAGCAUGGACCAUGCCUGCCAUUAAGACGACGAAUGGAGCUGCCUUUGGAUCUCUCCGCAGCUCCACGUGAACAGUCUGACUUGUGCGAGCGCAUGCACAGUCCAGCCUGCAUGGGCAGAGCUACCUCAAGGCUCACCUCCCUCUGCCUUUGGCUUGGGAUCUGGGCCACGCACCCUCCCCAUCUCACUAGGCUGUCCCUAAGGUGGAGCAGCACCAGGGGGACAGGCAGCUAGGCCCCCAUCCACAUCGUGGGGCAAUAAAGAGUCCAUGUGCUCAGGCCUGUUAUGUCCUCUGAGGUUCUGCGUGUUCCCGGUCCCCCGCGUCUGUGGAGGAGCCUGAGUUCUGAGAAGUUAUCCAGAGGCAGCCGGAUCCCUGGCCACAGAGGAGGAGAAUAGGGAUCAGGGCAUCGAGCUGUGAUGUUGUUUCGGGAUGGGGAGUGAGGCUGCAGAAGGCAGGGUCCAGGUGAACAGCGGUGUCUUCUGGAAGAAAGAGGCGAGUGAUGGAACAGUAUCAAACUGUGGAAUGACUGAGGGGCAUGAGCUCGGGCUGGGGAUGAGUGAGGGCUUGCAAGCGAAGUGUGAGGAAACGGAGGCCAGAAGAAAGGGCGGGGUGGGCUGUGAGCGCGGCAUGGCUGGGCGCCAUUUCCCGCAUGGUCUAAGUUAGGAGAGAGAACCUCGCUGUAUGUGCACACCUCUCCGCGGUCACCACAAGGAUGUCUCCACUGUGCCACCUCACCCAGGGCCGUGUCUCCACGCCUGCUCACUACUGUCACCUUUGUUCUGCACACCCUCUCUUGAGGCUGCAGGCAUCUGUGACCUGAGUGAGUGGCCCAGACCUUUGACCCCGCCCUGGACACACAAACCUUCCCAAACCGACUCAGAUGCCCACACAUAAGAACCUCCUCUCCCCGCCCAGUGUCCUGCCCCCACUGCCCCAGCAUGGCGGCGUCAUUGCCUUCUCACAGGUGGACUCCUCUCACCCCCAGGCCUCCGGGUGGUCACCUGUUGGUCUGGUCCUGCCUCCUGCCAGCGUGUCUUAACCAUCUCCAGCAGGACCUGGAGGGAAGGCGGCACCCAGGACCGAAGAAGGAGGCCUGAGAGUCAGGGACACGGACUGAGCCCUUGCUGCUGGGAGGCACACCUGCUCCUCUCUGCAGGAAGGACAGCCCGCUGCCCCAGCCAAGGGAGAGCUGGGCCCUUGGUCCUGGGCCCGGAAUGGAGCCACACGGCACGUGCAGAGGCCCCCCUCUCAGCCCGGAGCCACCAGACCUGCUGAGCCUCCUCUGCGUGGACAGCAUUCAGGAGCUUUUCCAGGACCACACUGGGUGCCAAGUAUCUUACUCUGCAGCCGCCUCUGCCGCAGUCCCAGCCCUGAUGGCCCCCACCACAGGUUCCACCUGGUGCUCCUCAGGGGUGAAGAACCCUGGAUGGUUGGUUUGAUGAUGGCCGUUGGAGGGGUCUUGGGUCAUCCCAGAGGAAACUUGACCUUGGUCUUGGGGUUCUUUGGACCACGGUGACCUUGAUGAAGCAGACCACCCAGGGGAGCCCCUACCUGGCCCACACCAGACUGUCUCAGCCACUGGACUGAAGAUGUUUCUGAGCCUGGGAAUGUCCCAUUUAGCUCAUGCAUCCGUUCGCUGUGGCUGCUGUAAGGAAGUCCCACAUGCUGGGCAGCUUAAACAACAGAAAUUCAUGUUCCCACAGUCCUGGAGGCCAGCAGUCUGAGUCAGGGUGUCAGCAGAGCUGGUUCCUUCUGGCGCUGAGGAGACGUCCAGGCCUCUCCCAGGCCUGCUGAUCUGCUGACAAUCUUUGAUGUUCCUUGGUUUGUAGAGCAUCACCCCAUCUCUCCCUCCAUCUUCACAUGGUGUUCUCCCUGCCUGCGUCCGUCUGUGUCCAAAUUUCCUCUUUUUAUAAGAAAACCAGACAUAUUGGGUUAGGAUCCACCAUGAAAUGGCCUCAUCUUGACUACAUCUGCAAUGACCUUAUUUCCACAUUCUGAGGUACUGCGGGUUAAGAUCUCAACAUAUAAAUUGAGGGGACACCAUUCAUACCCCAGCAGCUGAUAACACAUGGUUUGCCAAGAGAUGCCAGGGGGGUCCUGUGCUUGGGCUUAAGGCAAGGAGAGCCGAAUCCUAAUCUCCUCCAGUCCACAAAAAACCGAGGGGCAGGGGGACUCUUACUGCCAGGGUUACUAGAAACACCUCCUCUGAAGGUUUGUGUCCCCCUGCUCAGUAUCUGGCCCCUCUCUAGUGUCUGUGUCUGUCCUCCUCCUCCUCUUCACCAUCCUGUCAGGUGGCCCUGUAGGGCUGAGAACAGGCCUGUGUCCCAACAGGAUGAUCCUACCCCCAAAAUGUCUCUUGAGGCGCCUGUCCCUUCUGCCUCUCCCCAAGCCUGGCAAAGGUGAAAGUUCCAGCCAGUGUUUGUGCUGUGCCUGGCCAGCUCACAGGAGGCUUUUAAAAAAAUAGCAUCCAGAUGCCUGAAGGAAGCUAUAUUGUAAAUUGUGUUCUAUUUCUGGGCUCCAAUAUCUAAAUGAGGCGAUGCACCUGUUGGGUAUGAAGGGAGGGAAUUUCACAGGCCUAAAAUAAAGUUGAAUGUUGCCCUCUGUGCCGGCCCAUGGAAAAUGCUCUUAUAUUUAUAUCUGGACUGGUGUAGGGCAGGGCAGUGGAGCACCGGUUGGCAGAGGGGUGAGGAAAGGCCCGGGCACCUGCCAGGAAACUGACAUGGAAUGAAUGGGGGGACGUCCCACUCAAAGCUACAUGGCUACAGUCAUACCUCGAGGCCACCACGUCUCCCACCGGCCAUGCUGCCUGCGGCAACCUUGGGGCUCACAGCUUCCACCCUGCCCUCUCCCCUGAUCGUUAGGAUUAGUUCAGAAGCCCAUUUAACAUUUGGGUUUCCAGAGCCCCCUCUCCACACCUAUAGAAUGAGAAUCAGAACAGGGUCUCAGUCUUCACAUCCAUAAGCGACACACUCAAGGGGCAGACUCAGUGAGCACCAAAGCCCCACUGAAGCAAGUCCUGCUCCAUAAGGGUGUCUCCAGCACAGCAGUUCUCCCAUUGUAGACACAGCUGGU
This is a messenger RNA of Myotis myotis, 8171 nucleotides long. RefSeq names its product snail family transcriptional repressor 3 (gene SNAI3). Bases 3779 to 4738 code for a protein of 319 amino acids. The transcript has 3 exons. Gene Ontology annotation, molecular function: copper ion binding; RNA polymerase II cis-regulatory region sequence-specific DNA binding; DNA-binding transcription factor activity, RNA polymerase II-specific. Lineage: Eukaryota; Metazoa; Chordata; Mammalia; Chiroptera; Vespertilionidae. Gene Ontology annotation, biological process: regulation of DNA-templated transcription. The record is from RefSeq and is a predicted model, not a curated record.